AUGAAUUGCCCCAAGCCCCACACCGCUUGGGGUCUAGAGGCUGAGGAGACUAGGGCCAUCCUAGCGCCAUUGGACCCGUCCACUAUGCACGAAACGCGAUUGCGUCGUUUCAUGGAUUCAUCCUUAGUCUCUGCCACAGGUGGGGGCAUCCCCCGUCGUGACAUCUUGGCUGGCCGAUGGACUCCGUGA
Molecule: messenger RNA, 189 nt
Organism: Penicillium verhagenii
Lineage: Eukaryota; Fungi; Ascomycota; Eurotiomycetes; Eurotiales; Aspergillaceae
Exons: 1
Coding region: 1-189 (62 amino acids)
Source: RefSeq, a predicted model, not a curated record